Molecule: messenger RNA, 970 nt
Organism: Phragmites australis (common reed)
Lineage: Eukaryota; Viridiplantae; Streptophyta; Magnoliopsida; Poales; Poaceae
Product: ADP-ribosylation factor-like
Exons: 5
Coding region: 279-848 (189 amino acids)
Biological process (GO): vesicle-mediated transport; intracellular protein transport
Cellular component (GO): cytoplasm
Molecular function (GO): GTP binding; GTPase activity
Source: RefSeq, a predicted model, not a curated record
UGUCAUCCCAGCUGAAGAUUCUUCAUCGGUUCAAGUCAAACACCGACGAGAAGUCAGACGCUUGCCCAAACAAAGUGGCGUUAUGGUUUGCAUGAUAACCACCGUCCCCACCCAACCACACAGCACUCCACGUCCAUUCACACGAUCAUGCUGAGGAGCAAUAAACUCGAGCAAAUCGACCGGAAGACGAACCGCAAACGGCUCAAAGUUCUGAAUUCUGCCUACGGGAACGCAGGAAGAAGAAACUCGGUGCAAGGAUAAAUAGCGGUCACGCGUGCAUGGGUCAGUCUCUGAUGAAACUCUUCUUCGGCAAUUCCUGCACAAAAGAAGUGAAGGUUGUGAUGCUUGGGCUGGACGCCGCCGGUAAAACGACGAUCCUAUACAGACUGCACAUCGGCGAAGUUCUGUCGUCGGUACCGACAAUCGGUUUCAACGUGGAGAAAGUGGAGUACAAGAACGUGGCCUUCACGGUCUGGGACGUCGGAGGGCAGGACAAGCUGCGGCCGCUCUGGAGGCAGUACUUGGGCAACUCGGAUGCUCUGAUAUACGUUGUUGAUUCGAUGGACAGGGACAGGAUUGGGGUUGCCAGGGAGGAGUUCCAGGCCAUCAUCAAGGACCCUCUCAUGCUCAACAGCGUCGUACUGGUACUCGCCAACAAGCAGGACCAGAAAGGGGCGAUGAGCCCGUCCGAAGUGGGCCAGCGCCUGGGCCUGUACGACCUCAAGAACAGGGCGUCGCGCGUCGUGGGAGCCUGCGCGCUCACCGGCGAGGGCCUGCAGGGGGGGAUGGACUGGCUGGCGGCGACCUUGAAGGACGUGCACACUUGGGGAAGCUCCGUUCGCUUCUAGCCGGGAGCCGCGUGCACCAGUGCACCAUUUUCUUUCGUCAGUGCAGUGUACAAGGAGUGAGUGCUGAUGAGGCUGAUGCCAACCAAAUUUUGCGACUCGUGUAACCAGAGGUGUUCAUUUGA